UCGUCGUGUAGUGAUUGGAUAUUAAUAUUAAUUACGCGAAAAAAGAUUCACAGCUGUGAAAAGUGAAACAACUGAAAUAUGUGCGCAUCGAAACUUUAGUUCAUGUCCAUAUUUAUCAUGUAAAACAUCAGCUAAUUCCAAGUGUUCGAAAUAUAAUUCGCGUGCGCAUAUCACUUCACCGGACAAUUUUGACUAAUAACCAUGCUCACCAAUGGGUACCGCAUUGGGAAAGAACAGAGAACUGAGAGUCAAUAUUAUGAGUACCUCAUGGGUGGCGGUAUGAAAAGGCUUUUUGAAAAUGCAAAACGAGCAAUUGCAUUCGUGCACGUACAGUCGGAUUCCAAUAGCAUAGAUUUCCCAGAAAUAGUUCCCCGAAGAGAUAUAUGCUGUUGCAAAUUGAGAGCGAGGAAUAUGAAGCGGCAGGUUAUUAGUAGACAUUCAGGAUGCCCCUUUUUCAUAUAUCGAUGUGUGGCAAUAGCUAUGCUAUUUAUGCUUUUAGUCAUGCCAACAGCAUACAGUGCCAAUAGCGAGCAAGAGUCUACUAACUCAAGCUCAAGCGAUUCUUCAAGUGUCAGUGCUCGACCCGAAAUAAUUUUAUUGAAUAACAGGACAAGUACUCACACACUUUCAAACGGCAAUGCGUUCUCCUCAACUAAAAAAAAAAAGACAGAGGACCAUCAUCAAGAGGAUCCUGGUCCGCCGUCAAACCCAAUAAAUGUUCAAACCAAACGUAACAGACAAAGUUUGACAGCGACGUCUAGAUCGGGGACCUUCUCUAGUGCUCAAGGUGUAUCCAUGAAUCGAAAUACAUUGAUCAAUAUUGACAGUAUAUUACACCGCCAAUUGCGCGAGAAAGCCAAGCAGGAUAGCUUGGAGUCGAUUAAGAUGCACAUACUCAUGCGGUUAAAUCUAAAAAAACUACCAAAUAUAACCAAACCUAUCUCAGUGCCACAAAAUAUUUUAGAGGAUUUCUAUAAAGGUUACAAUGCAUCUAUAACAAAUACAAUUUGGCGCCGCAGGGAAUCCACAGGAGAACCGCUAUCACCAGCUGUCCUAAAAAAAGACGAACAAAAUACUAAUAAAAGUAGCGAUUUGGCUGGUGAAUCCGACAUGAGCUUGUCUUCACAAAUGCAAGGGGAUGAUGCUAAUGCUUUAAAUCAGUUUAAAUUGCUUUAUAACCCUGGAAAAGGAAUCCAGGCACAUCCAAAUAUAAAACAAGAUUUUCUAAUGGAUAAUAUUGAUGAUGAAUACGAUAGUAUUCUUUCUCACAUAAGCAGCAUAUACGUGUUUCCUGAACAGCUUCAACCACAUGUUCGACACAACCGUAAAACAGACGUUCUUCGAUUUAAAUUCGACAAUAGUUACUCGGACAUAUCAUAUGCUACACUGCAUUUAUAUCUGCGUGGUUGGGACUGGAUAAGCACCCAUCAGCCGGAACUCAUUGAGGAGAUUGAAAAUCAGCAAAGUAAAGACAUUGUUGUAGCUAUUCAUCGGGCAGUGCGCCGUGCAAAUAACACAAGCUUUACUCACAAGGCCAAAAUGUUUGAAUUUCGCCAAAAAAUUCCAUCAGGACAAGGACAGUGGGUCAACGUAGACCUUAAACCUGUAUUCGGUGAUCGCGGGUCGAAUAAAUCCCAUGAAAUUCUUAUAAAAGGAGUAGAAUCCUGGAUGAAGCCGUUAGUUGUGACCACCGAUAACACAUCGAAUAAUCCAUUAACGGUUCAUAUAGAAAUUGGAUCACAAAAAAAGCAUCGACGAAAACGAAGUGUUUAUAUGGACUGUACUGAAAGUGAUCACGAUAUGAGGUGCUGUCGAUAUCCUCUCAAGGUGAACUUCACAAGUUUUGGAUGGCAUUUCGUUGUUGCACCUACGUCAUUUGAUGCAUACUUUUGCAGUGGCGACUGCAGAGUUGGAUACCUCGAGCAGUAUCCGCACACUCAUCUGGCCGCCUUAACGACUUCGGCCACGCCCUGCUGUUCGCCAACAAAAAUGAGUUCCUUAAGCUUGUUAUAUUUCGACGAUAACCAUAACCUGGUUUUAAGUGUUAUACCAAAUAUGUCUGUGGAGGGAUGCAGCUGUUCCUAGCCAUCAAGUCGAAUUUUUAUCUCGAUUUAAAUACCAAUCAUUUAGAAUAAAUAAAAAUAAUUGUAUGUACAUACUUA
This is a messenger RNA of Drosophila guanche, 2162 nucleotides long. RefSeq lists its product as uncharacterized. The record is from RefSeq and is a predicted model, not a curated record. Bases 202 to 2085 code for a protein of 627 amino acids. Gene Ontology annotation, molecular function: cytokine activity; growth factor activity. Gene Ontology annotation, biological process: SMAD protein signal transduction. The transcript has 4 exons. Lineage: Eukaryota; Metazoa; Arthropoda; Insecta; Diptera; Drosophilidae. Gene Ontology annotation, cellular component: extracellular region.